Molecule: messenger RNA, 1700 nt
Organism: Sorex fumeus (smoky shrew)
Lineage: Eukaryota; Metazoa; Chordata; Mammalia; Eulipotyphla; Soricidae
Gene: PTPA
Product: protein phosphatase 2 phosphatase activator
Exons: 10
Coding region: 222-1190 (322 amino acids)
Biological process (GO): mitotic spindle organization
Cellular component (GO): cytoplasm; protein phosphatase type 2A complex; nucleus
Molecular function (GO): protein tyrosine phosphatase activator activity; peptidyl-prolyl cis-trans isomerase activity
Source: RefSeq, a predicted model, not a curated record
CCCGCACCAACAUGGCCGCCGCCGCCUCCCGGUGAGCGCGGCCGCCGCGCGCCGGCCGUUGCUGGGCAUGCUCGCUGGGCGCCCCGCACCGACAUGGCGGCCGUCUCCGCGGGGGUGACUCUGGUGCUCGGCGCUCGGUCCUAGCCGCCCGGCCCUGCUCCUUCCACAGCUCGCAGCGCGGGGAGGCGGGUGCCCGGGAGCCGCGGGCGUCCCGCAGCGACAUGGCCGAGGGCGAGCGGCAGGCGCCGCCAGAUGCCCCCGAGGAUGCGCCCACCGCCCAGAGCUUCAUCAUUCCCAAGAAGGAGAUUCACACGGUCCCCGACAUGGGCAAAUGGAAGCGUUCUCAGGCCUAUGCUGACUACAUCGGCUUCAUCCUCACCCUCAACGAAGGCGUGAAAGGCAAGAAGCUGACCUUCGAGUACAAGGUGUCUGAGGCCAUCGAGAAGCUGGUCGCGCUUCUGAACACCCUGGACAGGUGGAUCGACGAGACGCCGCCAGUGGACCAGCCGUCACGCUUCGGGAACAAGGCCUUCAGGACCUGGUACGCCAAGCUUGACCAGGAAGCAGAAAACUUGGUGGCCACAGUGGUCCCUGCCCAGCUGGCAGCUGCAGUGCCCGAAGUGGCCGUUUACCUGAAGGAGUCGGUGGGGAAUUCCACGCGCAUCGACUAUGGCACAGGACAUGAAGCGGCCUUCGCCGCCUUCCUCUGCUGCCUCUGCAAGAUUGGGGUGCUGCGGGUGGACGACCAGAUCGCCAUUGUCUUCAAGGUCUUCAACCGGUACCUCGAGGUCAUGCGAAAGCUCCAGAAAACCUACCGCAUGGAGCCGGCCGGCAGCCAGGGCGUGUGGGGGCUGGACGACUUCCAGUUCCUGCCCUUCAUCUGGGGCAGCUCCCAGCUGAUAGACCACCCGUACCUGGAGCCCAGGCACUUCGUGGACGAGAAGGCGGUGAACGAGAACCACAAGGACUACAUGUUUCUGGAGUGUGUCCUGUUCAUCACCGAGAUGAAAACGGGCCCUUUCGCGGAACACUCCAACCAGCUAUGGAACAUCAGCGCCGUCCCCACCUGGUCCAAGGUGAACCAGGGCCUCGUCCGCAUGUACAAGGCUGAGUGCCUGGAGAAGUUCCCGGUGAUCCAACACUUCAAGUUCGGGAGCCUGCUGCCCAUCCACCCGGUCACCUCGUGCUAGCCGCGGCCGCGUGGGGGCCCCGCGGGGACAAGUGACCAAAAGCGGCCCAUCCUGACCUCCCGUGGUGGCCUCGGCCCCGCGUCCCUGCUUGCCGUAAGGCUAAGGCCGAGCCUCUGUCCCCACAGGGAGCGACUUCCUGCGUCCUGAGGGUGCCCCUCCCUGGCCCUCAGUGUUGCUGUCUUCCCCCUCGGGGUGGGUGCUGGCAGUGGGGCCCCUCACCUCCGAGGCAGGGGCACUCAGGGACAUGGGUGAGGCAGGGUCUGCUCCCCCUGCAGUGCUCCCUCCCGCUUCUGCCCCCUCUCCCAGGACAACUCUGAGCCCCCACCCAACUCCCCACCGGAUCCCCGGCUGCAGGGACAGUCUGAGCCUCAGCUCUGGCCUUGGGGCCGGGCAGCGGGAGGCAGAACGCUCGGCCCCUGUCCCCACAGCCCUGCUUGCUCCCGGGGUUCCUGGGGGGAGGGGACCUCAGAAGCACAAAGAGGGGCCCGGGCAAGGCGGCGCCAGGUGCCG